UCGCCUGAACUAACGCGAAGCGGUUCGCCAGGUUCAGUGCUUUAGUCACUUGAGCAAUUAUUGGUUAUCGUCUGAAAGCCAGUCUAAUUCACACACCACGAGUCAAAUGACUUCCAAAGGCAUCAUACUUCAAGCGAUGCACAAACAAGGUAUCGGCUCAUCCCAAGCCGUCCAUCGUCCACAUCACCUAGCAUAUCUUCGACAUGCCUGCAAAGCGCCUCUCUACUUUUGUUUCUCACUUGACUGGCUCUUCUAGCUCCAGCUCAGAGAAGCACAAGAAAUGGGACAAGCUUCCUACGUUUGAUGAGCUCCCGAAAUUUAACGACUUUGCAGGGUGUGCAUGGACCGUGUGGGGUGAAGGCGACGAGCUUGGGACUAUAAACCUACUGACCGAGGAGGUAUUACGGUCAGCCGCGAGAGAAGUGAAAACGGGACAGACUGUUUGCUUGAACUGGCCUCUCAAUUUCCCAGAGAAGCCGCUCUUUUCACGGAAACCACCCCAUAUCGAGGUCAUCAAACCUUCGCCGACGGCAACCUGGCACGAUGAUGAAAUUAGUAUUAACUCUCAAUCGGGUUCCCAGUGGGAUGGUUUGAGGCACUUCGGCAUCAUUAAACAUGGUGUCUUCUACCAGAAUACACCUUCCGAAUUCUUUAAGAUGGGAAAAGUUCCCAAUGCGGACCCUCUCAAGAUGGAUAAAGACCUUAUUAAAUAUGGAAUCCAAAACUGGGCUCGGCAUGGUAUCUGUGGACGUGCGGUGUUCCUUGAUUUGGUUCGAUUCUUUACGAAGGACGGCAAACAGCUACCGUAUGAUCCGUGGACGACUCAUGGGAUUACUGUCGCUGACCUAGAAGCAUGUGCGCGUGAUGAAGGCGUCAAGUUCCAGCAAGCGGAUAUCCUUCUCAUACGUGCCGGAUUCAUUAAGAAAUAUUAUGAGAGCAGUCAAGAAGAUAAAGAUGCAUUGCGCGGCAAACAAGAGACGUUUGCUGGGAUUGAGCAAUCAGAAGAAAUGAAACGAUUCCUCUGGAACAACCACUUCGCGGCAAUUGCUUCUGACCAGCCGGCGCUUGAGCGUUGGCCUCCUGAAGAAGGAACUCAUAUGCACCAGACCAUAAUUGGCUUGUGGGGUAUGCCAAUCGGCGAAAUGUUCGACCUGGAGAAAUUGUCUGAAGUAUGCGCUGCAAACGGGCGUUAUACGUUCUUUUUCACUUCGUGGCCGCUCAAUGUCCUUGGUGGAUGCGCGAGUCCUCCAAACGCCGCAGCAUACUUCUGAUGCGUUUCGACCCCAGAAAGAAACGAGCAUAAAUUAUGAGCGGAAGAACUGAGCUCGAAGCGACCUUUAUCUAGCAGGAUUUCAUGAGGAAAUCCAGUACCCACCUUUAAGGAGUUAAGAGAUCGAAUUUUUAAAUUGUAAAUAAAUCAACACAAGUAACAAGGGGUGUAGU
Molecule: messenger RNA, 1443 nt
Organism: Fomitiporia mediterranea MF3/22
Lineage: Eukaryota; Fungi; Basidiomycota; Agaricomycetes; Hymenochaetales; Hymenochaetaceae
Exons: 16
Coding region: 204-1271 (355 amino acids)
Molecular function (GO): arylformamidase activity
Source: RefSeq, a predicted model, not a curated record